AUGAUAGUGGAAAUUACUCUUGUCUUGCCAAAAAUUGCUUUGGAGAAGUCCGAAAAUCUCAAAAACUUAUCGUUAAAGACGCCCCAGCCCGUGGUCAGCAGUAAGAUAACUUUUGAUCCGAAAUUGGGUUUUAACAUUGAAAAAUCAGAAUCCACAGAUAUUAAUAACUACACUUGUGAAGUUUAUCAAGAUGUUUUUUUGCGAAAAAUACAUGUCAGUCUCUCAAUCACUAAAAAAGAGCUGGAAAAACCAGUGAUCAAUAUUAAUGGCUUGGAACCCGUUGUUGAAGAAUCUACAUUGAACGUUAACUGUAGGAUUAAAAUUGAAAAAAAUAGCCCUUACGACAUCUUCUGGGAGACUCCUGCAAAUUCGAGUUCCAGGACAAUUUUCAACUACGUAGAAGAAAAUGAAAGUUUGUUUUCGUUGGUGACAUCUAAACUCGUUCUGACUAACGUGAUUUUCAGUAAUGGAGGAUAUUAUUCUUGUCGAGUAACAUCCCGGCUCAGUGAAGAUCAGAAAACUAAUAUCUAUAUAACAAUACACGAUCAUGAUUAUACAUACCUCAAUUUAACGUAUAAUAGAGGGAAAGGAUACUUUGCAGUAGAAUCUGGCAAUCCCGUAAUUUUUAUUGCUGACGUAGAUGCGUUUCCGAAGCCAACUCUUAAGUGGCAGCGCCCACGAAGAAAUGUUAUGAAAUUGGGAAAAGAUUUUAUCAUAUCGCAUACCACGUCCACGAGCAGUUUGAUGAUAUUCAGACCAACAAAGAUUAACCAAGGCACUUACAUUUUGAGGGCGAGCAACAGUGCUGGAGUAAAAUCCUUAUGUUUCACUCUUAAAAUUUACAAGCCAAAUUGCUUGCCAACUAUCUAUAUUUCUGAUGUUGAUGGCGCUAAACCUUUUUACGAAAUGAAUAAAAAUGCAACGUUCAGGUGUACGAGCCAUUGUUCACCUAAGCCCAAUGUAACGUGGUUCUACCAAGAAUGCCCAACAUAUUAUUCCGACGAGGGCUGCAAGGACUUUGAGUUUGAGUUAGAUGAGGGUAAACCGUCACUGGCACGAGUUAGAGGCUCGUCACGUUUUAGUUCCAGAAAAUCUGGUACUUCAGAAUCAUCAUCAUCAGAGGCGACCCCAGCAAAUUCAGAUUCAAAAGCUACUACUAAAGCAACAAGAUUUUCAACUACUCGCAAAGUCCCGUCCAAACGUUUUGGUGGACACACAACUGUAGCCUCUGCUGCUAGUGGAAGUGUUAUCGGUGGUAGCACUGCUGCCGUGAACAAAUCAAGUACAGACCACAGUCUUCCGAAGUCUCGAAUUGAAGCUGCUCUUCAACGCCGUGCCGAGAAAUUGAAAACAAAUCCUCAGAAACCUCAUCCUCAUGGCUUAGUAAGAAUACCCAUUCGCAAAAUAGGACAAAAAGGACAAACUCCAGAGCCAGAGAAGUCUACUACAAGUAGCAGUAGUAUAGAAAGUACAGAAGAAGAGACGGAAGAUAAUGAUAAAAAGUAUUUGCCGGAUAGUGAAGAUGAAAAAAGUGCUAAGGAGGAUGAAGAUGUGGAUGGCAUCGAGGCCCCAAAAGGUAGUGAAGUCUCACGUGUGGGUGGCCGAGGAACAACUCGAGUUGCAGAAAGAUCAAAAUUAAGAUCAGAUAAUAAUGGGCCUGCAUUAACAACAUCAGUAGACAGUCGCUUAAGAACAGGUAGAAAAAUUCAGAGUCAGACAGUACUAUCCCCUAAACAGUUGAAAAGUAAUGUUCCAUCGAGCUCAAGGUUUUCAAAAGUCAAAACAAAUGAUGAUUCUGAAGUAGAAGAGGUGACUGAUGCUGUCGAAGCUGGGAGCAUACGAAGAAGUUUUGAGGUUGAGGCACCAAAUAUUCACAAAAAUACAGUUACUUAUCAGAAACAUGAUAUUGCAACCUCAGCAUCGGAAAACAUUCGAGUAAAUAUCCCUUUAAAAUUUGAAGAUUCUAAGAAACUAAGUAGUUCAAGUCACACUGAUGAUUUAAUCAAUGAACCAUUAAAACGGCCUAUCAACUUACGUUACAAAGGAAGAAGCAGGCAAACAUUUGACGAUGCAAAAUUAGAAGUUGAAACAUCAUCAACCGAAAGUAUUUCUACGCGUAGUUUAUCUCGAAGGUUUAAAGGUUCUAUAACAGCUGUAAUCCAUGAAAGCUCAACAAAUUCUGUAACUGCACGAAGUCGAGGGCGGCCCUACGAAAGCAGAAAAAGCACUGUAUCUGAUAUCAGUACAUCAACUACUCCUAAGACUUCUAAAACAGAUCUUAGAAGAAGAAACUUUUAUCAAAAACCAACAACUAAGGGACUUGAUACUUCUAAAGCUUAUGAUAACAAUAAAGUAUCUGAAAUUAAAAGCCAUAAUAUAGAAAGUAAGAAGCCUAGUAGACCUAGAGGAAGAUAUAAGGUUGCAGUGCCAUCUACGGCCUCAAUUACAACUACAAAGGGCUUGCCAUCAUCAAGUUCAACAUAUUUCAGUUCCACAUUUCUUAAUCCAACAAUCUCAACAAAUAUGGGGAUAAUUACUCCAUCUUAUCAACCAGAAACUAUUGUAACAACAUCACCAAUUCCAACAAGUCUUGCAACAACAACACCAAGAGCUUCAGUACCAUCAUUCGUUACGACCGUACCCAGUAACACAGAGAUCAACAGAAAUGAUGAAGAUGAUGAAGAACAGGAAAAUACUGGUCUAAGACGUAGAGCUUCAAAAGAAGAUUUCUUUAACCAUGGGUUAGGAUUUCGAGGACGAAGACCAGCAAUUCCUGGAGUAUCUGAAGUUCCAGCCGCAAUUACAACUUCUACAACAAAUACUCUUGAUCCGCAAACUACUUCAAGACCUGAAACACCGCGUGGAAAUCCAGGCUGGACACUUCGACGACGUCCAGGACAUUGGCACGAUGGCACACCAUCGGGUCCAUUUGCAAAUCUAUCUGAAUCACCUAUUUUUGAUGAUCAAGAUAGACAAAUAACAACGACAAUAGCAGUUCCUACUACAACACCAAAGGCAGGAAGAAGAGGUAACAAAACUUUCUCUAAAGGAGCUGGUGGAGGAUCAAAGAUUGAUGAAUCAAGUGACAACGAAAAUUAUCCACCAGAUUUCAAAGCUAGAAUAGCUCAAUUGCAAAAAACUGGCGGACCACCCAGAACACAAACUGAGGAACCACAAUUGCAAACCAGUUCAAAUGUGACGGGUUCUGCAAGUGCAGAUCUCGAACUCGCUCCCUCGGAUAAUGAAUAUCUUGUGGUCACACAAACAGCAGACCCUAUUAGCACAACAACUUCUAAAAUAACACCACCCGAGAUAUUCGCAGCGCGCUCAAAAAUGAAACUGGACGACGCGCGCAAACUGGUCAAACCUGAGCUGAACAUUGACGAGACAAACACGCGCCAAGUGAUUGUCGACCCGUUCGCUCGGUACAUCAAAAGCGAGGACCAGAAUGUCGACGAUUCCGAGGUCGAUGAGGAUCAAAAGGUCAUCAAAGUUGCAAGAAAACCCUCGGCAUCGGCCGAAAAAUCCCAAAGCAGCCAAAAAAACAAGUCUGACUGGAAGCCCUCUAAGCUGAGAAAAGACCUGAAAGACAGCCAGAUUAGAACGCCAAGGUACAAAUUGGUGCAGCAGCACACCACCAACCCAAAAGUUACGUAUAGCAAGAUCGACGGCAAUGGCGAUAACAGCGUCGAGCAGACAACGAAAUCGGCACUAAUGGCCCGAUACCAAGAACACAAGUACAAGUACGUACCUAAGCAGCGGGACAGAAAGUUACGCGGCCCAAAGCCAUCUGAUCUUGGGACUGGAAUCGAAAGUUAUGAACCGAUUCCAACGACCAAGCCACCCUCGACCGAGAAGCCCCUCAAAAUGUUCAUGGUUCGCAAAAACGAGAAAGACCACGUUGAGGACGUGAAGGCCGUGGCGCUGAAACUUCGCAAGAGCCUAGAGAGCAUGGACAAGAACCACACAAGCCGCCCACCGAGGAGGAGUGACUUCUCCGAGGGCUCGACCACCCUUCUAACAACCAUGCGGACCGUCAAGUCCUUCUCUUUCUCGACCCGCCUGGUUAAAAUGGACGAGAGCGAGGCCACCUUGUCGUCGUCCUCGGUGACCACGAAGAUGUUGGAAGACGACGAGCUGAGGCCAACUGGAGUGCCCAUCUCGACCUCCCUCGUCACCGAGAUCGUCACAUUCAACCCUGGGGAGAACAGUGUGACAACGUCUGGUUACGAAAGUGCGCUGAUCUCGAGCGAUCGGCCCAACGAUCUUGCCAACGAGAUCGAGCCACUAGUCAAGAGUGGCACCAACAGUCUUCUCGGCAAUGAAGCCGAGAAAACCGCCUGGAAGGCCUCUGCUGGUGUGGUGGAGUAUCGCGAGCCUCAUGCCGCGGAACUUACCAAUGACACCGGCUCGCCGGUCUUUGUGGUUUACCCGUCGGCAACGGAGAAACCGCUGAGCAUCGCAAUUACUCCUAAAAUCUCCAGGUACCACACGACCGCGAAACAACCUGUAGACACAGCAGUUCAGCAGCCGGCAAUACAGGAGGCUAUGGUAAGCGUGAAAGUCUCGAGCAGCAGCAGCAGCAGUGGUGCCAGCAACACUUUGGCAGAUAUGCAGGGGCCUUUGAUCGGCAGCGCGGGUGAUAGUAAGAAUAUCUUUAAUCCAGCUGAGAGCUCGGCUAUCCUGGAAACCGGCAAUGUUACGAUUUUGGAGCAGCUGAGGAGCACUGUUGCCCCGCUGCUUGGAUCCUUGGGCGCCAAGUCGCCCGUUUUCGCGGGAAUUUACAAGAAUACUAAUAGUGCUAAUUCGUUACCAAGAGUAACACCAAGUGGUGCUCCUCCGAAAUUUAGUGCUAGAUAUAAAGGAGCAGAACUAUUUGUACGACGGCCAACACCUGCAACUAUAAUGUUAUCAGAGAAUAUAGAGUCAGCACCGAAGAUAGAUGUAUCAAGUCCAGGCGAACCAAAAGUUUUAACAUUUUAUCGCGCAGUGAAAUCCACCAGUGGAAUAAAUAAUGAACAGACAGACGGAUCAUCGCGAGCAACCGCCCAAAGGACGGCAGGUAUCACCAAACGACCCAAUCAAAGUUUCACCACAUCAAACCCAAAACUCAACUACCCAUCAUCAUUCGCAUUCUCCUUAAAUACCAUUAAUACCAAUAAGUUAUCCACUAAAAACCUACUACCAUAUGCCUCGGCAAAGACAACGAUCAACCUAGAGUCUGUACCUUCAAAGUUUUUAUCAACAACAAAGGAUUCUUCAAAAAAUCAGCAACUAGCAAACUCUCUUGGAACAUUUGGCACUUUUAUGUCUACACCAGCACCAAUGAUGAGUUCCAGUACCUCUACUGCAGCACCACUCCGAGAUUAUGUAAUUUAUGGAGUCUACCCAAAUAAGACGAUAGUCAGAAAACGCCCAGAAGAUAAUAUUAUUGACCCAAGAAAUGUGGACAGCCCCUACGUAAUAUUUGGAAUCUUCCCCGAUGGAAGACUCAUUCGCAAGUUUCCCAAUGGCACGAUUAUACCGGAUCCUCCCAGCAGUCCAGUAGAAGUUGUAUUUUCUCUAAGUACAACUACCACCACAACUAACAAGCCCAGAUUAAUCGUUAACCAGGCUAGUAAUCAGAAUUUGCGUAACCAGAAUAUCGGCUUCUCUAAUAUUCGUAACCCAAUAGCCAAUGUGAAUGCCCAGAAAGAAUUCUUCGCCCCUAACGAAGUUGAUAAUGCACUCAGUUAUAGUGGACCCACUGGCUUUGAUCUCCCUAUUGCUAGCAUUGUUGGCAAUAAUAAAGCAACGACAACAACGAUUUCAAAAAUGGCAUUUGUAAAUGGUAGUCAACCGGGUGGUCAAACCGUUCUGGACCAUACAAGAAAUAAAGUAUCCAAGACGAAUAAUAGUGACGGGGGUCAAAGUUCGAUAAUUAAAAGUCAGCAUAAUUACGGAAACUAUUGGGCGCAUGAUCAGCCAAACAGUACUCCUAAGAUUGUUAAUGUUAACUUCAACUCUGCUGCUGUCUCCACGAAGGAAAAUUCACAAGUUUCACUUCAAUCGCCCAUUAACUUAGAUAUAUUUCCAAACAGCCAAACUGGUAGCCAAGUAACAGCACCCCCUGGUUUUCCGUGGCAAGAUCCUUUGAAUCAAGUUUUUGGCAUACCCACUGACUCCCCUGUUUCAAGUGGAUCAGUUGCUUCAAACACUAUUGACGACAACAAUUCCAAAAAUGCAGCUAUAUCAGCACGUCCACCGAGUAAAUCAAUAGAGAUUUUUAGCCCUGUAUCAAGUACAAUCAAUUCUCUUAUAAAUAAUCCAACAAAGGCAACAACAAAAACAGUAUUAAUAUCUACGACCAGAAUAAUGCCAACAACUCAAACUUCAACAACUACAACUAGCACAACAACGACAACAACUCAAACUCCAAUAACCACAAGUUCAACGACUUUGCUUCCAAUCACUAUGAGUUCGAACGCUUUUGGGACAACGUUUGACGACCUAGCUUUCUUAAAUGCUUUGUUGGAAAAACCAAGUCAGAACGAAGGCACACCCAAGACCCUCUCAGAAGCAGAACAGUUGCUGGCCAAUAAGAUCUUAUCCUUGGCCCUUGGAAGAUCUUUCAGAGAUGGUAGCCCAACGCGAUCGCCAAAAGCUAUUCAGUUGUCCAACGCAUCCCCAAAUUCUAUUGGGUACAAUAAAGAUUCCGUAUCGACUUUGGCACCAAGUUUCACUGGUUCAUCUUCUCAACCAAUAUUUAUUGAUUUACAAACUUCUACAACAAGAAGACCUUCAUCGACCUCAACAACUCCGUUUACAUGGAAACCUAUCAGAACAUUUGUUAACUUUGGCGAUGACUUACAAACAUCACCGAGUACUCUGACAAGUACGGCAAGUCCCACGACACUAAAGCCAACUACAACAACAUCAACGACAACUACAGUGACUCCAAAAACCACAACAACAACCAAGGAAACAAGUCCUACCACUACGCAGAAAACUACAAUAACUAAAGGGCCUGUUAUCAUAACGGCUAAGCCAGUGACAACAAAAAGGCCAAGACCGGUCACCCAAGCUCCUCCUUUGGGACCAUUUGCCUUUGCAGCAAAUAUUCUACAAAAUAUAUUUGGUCGGAAUCUCUUUAACCCCUUCGCACAGUCAACAACAUCUAGACCAUUUGUCCGGCGACCAUCUUCCACGUCUAGACAAACGGUCUUUACAACACCCAGAACAACUUCGACUACUCCACCAACGACUACAAGGGUGACAACUUCUACCACGACAACAAGAGCUCCGUUCGUGGUACUUGCACAGACGAGUUAUACUCCAAGAUCAAUUCAGAUUGCAAAUAGUGCUGUUGAAGUAACAAAUGGUCAAGUUGCUGCAUCGUCAAAUAUAGUUAGCAAUAGUGGGAGGCCAGUUGAAGUAACUCCAAGGUCAGCAGGUGCCAAACAGUUGACCACCUAUUCUCCCGAAGAGGAUGCUAAGUUUUUAACAGCCCUUCUGAACGCAGCUCGGACUAGUCGGACUUUGGGGACUUCAAAACCAAAACCAGUGCUAAGUACCGAUGAUGAAGCAUUUCUACGAUCAGUUUUUAACAGUCAAUCGAAAAUCAAACCACUGUCAACAGUAGGUGGUAACGACGAGAACGACGCAGCGUUGCUGGCGGCAUAUUUAAAGUCACAAGGUGUUGAGCCAUCGACACCAGGUUCGCUAAAGGAUAUGUUUCAGAAUACCAACUAUGGUGAAAAGAUGUCCGUAACAACGACAACAAAACGACCAACGACAAUUACGACAGAAAGAAGUACGACGAGGACACAGCGACGAAGGCCUUCUAGCUCAACUUACCCCACGCCGUUGUUCAGAUUCGGCGCUUUCGGUAGCAGCGCCGGUAACGGCAUGGGUGAUGAUGAGUCUGACGAAGGAUUCGGACAUACGGUUCGCAAUCAAGUUGUCAAUGCUGCGAUUGGCAUGACUCGAGCGUUUGGUCAGUUCCUUGGUGCUGCCAUAGCGGGAGCCUCCCAGCAAAUCCAGUUUUUUGUUCGAAAUGGAACAAGAUGGGGCUAA
Messenger RNA from Copidosoma floridanum, 8055 nucleotides. Its product is annotated as vascular endothelial growth factor receptor 1-like. Gene Ontology annotation, cellular component: cell-cell junction; plasma membrane. Lineage: Eukaryota; Metazoa; Arthropoda; Insecta; Hymenoptera; Encyrtidae. The record is from RefSeq and is a predicted model, not a curated record. Gene Ontology annotation, biological process: cell-cell adhesion. Gene Ontology annotation, molecular function: cell adhesion molecule binding.